GAGGAGCUGUGGGUGCAGCCAGCCUUGGAGAUGCCGAAGAGACGGGACAUCCUUGCGAUUGUCCUCAUCGUGCUUCCGUGGACACUGCUCAUCACCGUCUGGCACCAGAGCAGCCUCGCGCCUCUGCUGGCUGUGCACAAGGAUGAGGGCAGUGACCCCCGGCGUGAGGCACCACCCGGUGCGGACCCUAGGGAGUAUUGCAUGUCUGACCGAGACAUCGUGGAGGUGGUGCGCACAGAGUACGUGUACACGAGGCCGCCACCGUGGUCGGACACGCUGCCCACCAUCCACGUGGUGACGCCCACCUACAGUAGACCGGUUCAGAAGGCAGAGCUGACGCGAAUGGCCAACACACUACUGCAUGUGCCCAACUUGCACUGGCUGGUGGUGGAGGACGCUCCACGCAGGACGCCCCUGACAGCGCGCCUGCUGCGCGACACUGGCCUCAACUACACACACCUGCAUGUGGAGACACCCCGCAACUACAAACUGCGAGGUGAUGCCCGAGACCCUCGCAUCCCACGUGGCACCAUGCAGCGCAACCUGGCCCUGCGCUGGCUGCGGGAGACCUUCCCACGGAACUCCACACAGCCAGGCGUAGUGUAUUUCGCGGAUGAUGACAACACCUACAGUCUGGAGCUCUUUGAAGAGAUGCGCAGCACGAGGAGGGUGUCCGUGUGGCCUGUGGCCUUCGUUGGUGGCCUUCGGUAUGAGGCCCCAAGGGUGAAUGGGGCAGGGAAGGUGGUUGGCUGGAAGACAGUGUUCGACCCUCACCGGCCAUUUGCGAUAGACAUGGCUGGAUUUGCCGUCAAUCUGCAGCUCAUCUUGCAGCGAAAUCAGGCCUACUUUAAACUCCGUGGUGUGAAGGGAGGAUACCAGGAAAGCAGCCUCCUUCGAGAACUGGUCACCCUAAAUGACCUGGAGCCCAAGGCAGCAAACUGCACCAAGAUCCUGGUCUGGCAUACACGGACAGAGAAGCCAGUGCUGGUGAAUGAGGGGAAGAAAGGCUUCACUGACCCCUCGGUGGAGAUCUGA
This is a messenger RNA of Arvicola amphibius (Eurasian water vole), 1035 nucleotides long. It is a transcript of the gene B3gat1, whose product is annotated as beta-1,3-glucuronyltransferase 1. Gene Ontology annotation, biological process: chondroitin sulfate proteoglycan biosynthetic process; carbohydrate metabolic process. The record is from RefSeq and is a predicted model, not a curated record. NCBI's taxonomy places the organism in Eukaryota, Metazoa, Chordata, Mammalia, Rodentia, Cricetidae. Gene Ontology annotation, molecular function: galactosylgalactosylxylosylprotein 3-beta-glucuronosyltransferase activity. Gene Ontology annotation, cellular component: Golgi membrane. The transcript has 4 exons. Bases 31 to 1035 code for a protein of 334 amino acids.